Molecule: messenger RNA, 2208 nt
Organism: Triplophysa rosa
Lineage: Eukaryota; Metazoa; Chordata; Actinopteri; Cypriniformes; Nemacheilidae
Gene: slc25a39
Product: solute carrier family 25 member 39
Exons: 12
Coding region: 155-1234 (359 amino acids)
Biological process (GO): mitochondrial transmembrane transport
Source: RefSeq, a predicted model, not a curated record
GCGCUAGAGGGCGCAGUGCACAAUUCAUUUACAGUUGCUGACUGUGUUUUUUGCUCAAACACAACCAGCUGCGAGCAAGGUCGCGCUUUAGCAUGACACAAGGCGACCCUAUGCACAGACAUCCUCCGUUUUAGAUUAAAGGUGGGCUGGCAGGAUGGGGGAAGGGCCAGCAGCUGGACCUUCGACGGCCAUUACGCCCGUGCAACAGAUGCUGGCAUCUGGCACUGGGGCGUUACUGACAUCUCUUUUCGUCACACCGUUGGAUGUGGUGAAGAUCAGACUUCAAUCCCAGCAAGCUCCCCUCCGUCAAGCCCUCCCAGCAGAAUCAAGGCCCUGGACUGGUGUCAUUCGGCCUUCAAAAUGGAAAUGUUUUCUCUAUUGUAAUGGACUGAUGGAUCACAUCUAUGUCUGUCAGAAUGUUUCGACCUGCGCUAGCUUGUACAAAACCCCCACCCACUUCAGCGGGACUCUGGAUGCAUUUGUGAAGAUCACACGUCAUGAGGGUGUCAGGUCACUGUGGAGUGGACUUCCCCCCACACUUGUGAUGGCGGUUCCUGCCACGAUCAUUUACUUCACCUGUUACGACCAGCUGAGAGACUUCCUGCGUUACGGCUUGGGCUAUCAGGGGGACCACAUCCCCCUCAUAGCAGGGGGGCUGGCCAGAUUGGGAGCUGUGUCUGUGAUCUGCCCUCUGGAGUUAGUCCGGACUAAGAUGCAGUCUCGCAGGCUUCCCUACAGCGAGCUGGUGGUGUGUAUCCGCUCGGCUGUGGCUCAGGACGGCUGGCUGUCUCUCUGGAGAGGUUGGGGACCCACAAUUCUACGGGACGUGCCCUUCUCCGCAUUAUAUUGGUUCAACUAUGAGCUGGUGAAGGCACAGCUGUGCGAGAAGUACAGGGUGCCACAGGCCUCUUUCACCAUCAGUUUUACAGCAGGGGCCAUCUCAGGAGCGAUUGCUGCAAUUCUGACCCUGCCGUUUGACGUGGUGAAAACACGCAGACAAAUCCAGCUAGGAGAAAUGGAGGCUCGACAAGGAGCCUCUGUGAAGAAACCAUCAUCCACAUGGAACAUACUGAAAAAUAUUUGGGCGGACAUGGGAUACAGGGGAUUGUUUGCAGGUUUCCUUCCAAGAGUGAUCAAAGUUGCUCCGGCGUGUGCAGUCAUGAUCAGCACUUACGAGUUUGGAAAGACUUUCUUUCAGAAGCGCAAUCUGGAUCAGGCAAGCUGUGCAAUCUGAGGACCUGUGGUUUUUCAUUUAUCCCUCCCAAACUCAGGACCAAACAAGCUGGAGCUUCACAUUGAGAAAAAGCUGUGCGCAAAAGAGAGAAUCCUCUUUUUUAAACAUGGCUGUUUAUCUACUGCAAAUGCUGAUGACUAAAUUCCAGCAUUGUCUGCUGAUGUUCCUAAAGACUGGCACAAGGAAUCGAAACGCUUUGAGACUUUAAAUGAUACCUUGCGCCUGAGACCUAACCUCUUAGUUAUGAUACAGUCAUUAAUGCACAAUGUUCCCUGUGAUGCCUUAAAUGGGAAGGAUACCAAAGCAUGCCGACAGGAGGAAGACUACCUCCUCUAAAAUCCCCACUUAUUAAAAUGGCUGCCGGUUGGAUGUGACAUCCAGCAUGUGUCUGCAUGCAUGACUUGAAGUUCAUUUUAUUAAAGACACUGUGAUGCCCUCUGCUGUUUAUGUUUUAGAAAUCUCAUAUUCAGCGAGACACAGUUUUUGUCUAUUGAAAGCAAGUCUGAUUCUGCUACAACUUUGGAUAGGCACUGGAUAAAAAAACAGCUGUGAUAUUUUCAGGUUUAGGGGCAAUGUAUUGCACUGUUUUAGGCAAGGACAGUUCUCCCUAAAAUCUAAUGGUGGAAAUUAUUUAAAACGACAGUUCUCACACAACAUAAUAAAAUACCUUUUAAACACUUGUUAUCCUAAAAGUUCAAUUUAGAGAUACAUUUCUGUCACUUAUGCAUUCAAGUACUAUAAUUUAAGCAUUCUACAUAGUUGAGUCAUAGAUUUAAUUUCCAAGUAAAUGUGAGAGAAUAAGGGUAAAAUAAGGGUAUGUAGCGGUGCCAACUCAGCUUGAGAACUUGAUUUGUUCCAUUUAGUUUGUUUUAUAUGUCAUGGAAUGGAUUUUGUGUGACCAUUUGUUUUAUAAAUCCUUUGAUAUUUUGUUAAAACACACUUGAAUGUGAAGAAUAAACGUUUUAUAAACAUCA